Theobroma umbraticum is the source of this 2785-nucleotide messenger RNA. It is a transcript of the gene RH1, whose product is annotated as RNA helicase 1. Gene Ontology annotation, molecular function: ATP binding; nucleic acid binding. The record is from RefSeq and is a predicted model, not a curated record. NCBI's taxonomy places the organism in Eukaryota, Viridiplantae, Streptophyta, Magnoliopsida, Malvales, Malvaceae.
AAAAAAGAGAGAAAGAAAUGGAGGAAGUGAAGAAAAAGAGUGUGCCAAUUCUUCCAUGGAUGAGAAGCCCCAUUGAUGUGAGUCUCUUUGAAGAUUGCCCACUCAGUCUUGUCCCUUGUCUUGACCCCAGAAUUUUUUGUAGGACCGUUGACAAGUUUACUUAAUAUUGAAAUAUUUUUGAAGAUUGACGAGUUUGAUUAUCCGAUUUCUUUUGAGUAAGGUUGGAGGUCGCUUUGGAGAAAAUGGGUAUCUCGUCACUCUUCCCAGUGCAAGUUGCAGUAUGGCAAGAGACAAUAGGGCCUGGUGCUUUCGAGCGAGAUCUCUGCAUAAAUUCACCAACAGGAAGUGGGAAGACCUUAGCCUAUGCUUUGCCCAUAGUGCAAAUGCUGUCGACUCGUGCUGUUAAAUGUUUACGGGCUUUGGUAGUGUUGCCAACACGUGAUUUGGCUGUGCAGGUUAAGGAUGUUUUUGCAGCCAUUGCACCUGCAGUAGGCUUGUCUGUUGGUUUAGCAGUGGGUCAAUCUUCAAUUGCUGAUGAAAUAUCGGACCUUAUUAAGAGGCCUAAGCUUGAGGCAGGCAUCUGUUAUGACCCAGAAGAUCUUGCAUACGAAUUGCAAAGUUCUGUGGAUAUAUUGGUGGCAACUCCAGGAAGGCUUAUGGACCAUAUCAACUCCACUAAGGGAUUUACGCUUGAGCAUCUCCAUUAUCUUGUAGUUGAUGAAACAGAUCGGCUGCUCAGGGAAGCAUACCAGUCUUGGCUACCAACUGUGCUUCAGUUGACUCAAUCUAAUGAUGAAAGCCUCUUUCCUUAUGCAGAUUCUUUUCUUUCAUCUACAUUCGGUUCCUUAAAAACCAUAAGGAGAUUUGGCGUCGAAAGGGGGUUCAAGGGUAAAUCUUACCCUAGGCUUGUGAAGAUGGUUUUAUCUGCCACAUUAACACAAGAUCCAAGCAAGCUUGCUCAGCUUAGUCUGCACCACCCUUUGCUGAUGACAACAGGGAAAAGGCGUUACCAGCUCCCUGAAAAAUUGGAAUCGUACAAACUUAUAUGUGACUCAAACGUAAGGCCUCUGUAUUUGGUUGCCCUUCUACAAGAAUUAGGAGAAGAGAAGUGCAUUGUUUUCACCUCAUCCACCGAGUCAACUCAUCGCCUUUGUACGUUGCUAAACCUUUUUGGUGAUUUAAGUAUAAAAAUUAAAGAGUAUUCAGGCCUUCAGCGUCAAUCUGUAAGAAGCAAGACAUUGAAGGCAUUCCGGGAAGGGAAGGUGCAAGUACUUGUAUCCUCUGAUGCAAUGACUCGUGGAAUGGAUGUUGAAGGGGUGAGAAAUGUCAUUAAUUAUGAUAUGCCUCCAUAUAUAAAGACCUAUAUUCAUCGAGCUGGUCGGACUGCUAGAGCAGGUCAAGCUGGGCGUUGCUUCACAUUGCUCCAUAAACAUGAGGUAAAACGUUUCAAGAAGAUGUUAGGGAAAGCAGACAAUGACUCCGUUCCUCAUUACUCUGUUCCUUCUAGUUCAAUUGAGUCACUGCAUGCUGCAUAUAGCUCUGCCCUAGGAAAACUGAAAGAGACAGUUGAAUCAGAAGCAUCUAGGAAGAGGAAAAUUGGUUCCAAGUUUUCAAGACUGAGCAAGAGCAAAAAACCAGACCAUCAGAAGGGCUGAUCUAUUGCUGCUGAGGCAAGAAGUUCUUGUACACCAUAGUUCAAUUUUCUAGAUGGAAAGGGGCAUUGCUUGACAUGAAGCCAAAAUGUCAUGUUCCCAUGCUCGAGUGCUAGGGCAUCUUACUGAUAACUUUUGCUGAUAAGCUCAGAUUACUUUUUCCAAGACCUUAGUUUGGUGUAUGGAAGCUGGGUGAUACUUUUGCAUACCAAAAGCUGAAAGCGGAACUAUUACACAGAUCUAAAUCUGGUGCAAAAAGGAUGAAAUUUUGAGGGCUCAGGGAAGUUCAUGCUGCUAACAAAGUUCAGUCAUACUCAUGCAGUUAUAUGGAAUACUGUUAUACUGAAUUGUAUUUCAACUCAUAGUCACGGAAUAGACUGAAACCAUGAGAUAACUCCAGUACAGAUAUUCUAGAGUUAUGAUCAUGGAUUGUAUUGAGAACAUGCUGAAGAAGUCGAAACUAAUUCAUCCUGUCUUAGUUAAAACAUGCUUUUUCAAUUCAUAUAAUGCAAUCAUUAGAAUGUAGAAUACUGGUUACAUGUUUAGAGUCAUCCAUGUCAGGUGGUGCUUGGUUAGAUUCCCCGUAUCUUAAGGAACCUGUAUAUUUAUGCCUUGGGUUUGGGACCUUCUCUGAAAUCAUACAAAGAAGUCCAUCAGGACAUGAACUGCCUGUGUGCAUGCACGAAAUUACUGUUCACCGAGCUGGUUCUUCAUAUCUCAAGGAUUAUGAUUUCGGUUCCAGGCUUGAUGCCUUCUUAGCUGGUUCCACCGGUGGAUAUGGAAACCUUUUAUUGAAUUGAUAGGCAUUAAGAAUUCAGGACAACUGAAUCUGCACAACUCACUGGUUCCAGAUGAUAAAGUCUAGUAUCGAGGCUAAUGUAUUAACUUGAUGUUUUUAUCCAUGCAAAUGCACAACUCACUGGUUCCAGCUGAUAAAGUCUAGUAUCGAGGCUAAUGUAUCAACUUGAUGUUUUUAUUCAUGAAAAUGUCCAACUCUUUACAACUUGAAACGCUCUAGUCAACACAGCCCAUCAUAACAUUGGUUACAUUACCAAGUACGUACAGGUGGACCUACAAAAGUCUCAGCAAAGUCUUGGUCAUUAAGGCCAAUCCCCCGGACUCUGUUAGUUGAA